Salvia splendens (bonfire salvia) is the source of this 3295-nucleotide messenger RNA. Its product is annotated as phototropin-2. Gene Ontology annotation, molecular function: protein kinase activity; ATP binding. Gene Ontology annotation, biological process: protein phosphorylation. Bases 200 to 2971 code for a protein of 923 amino acids. The transcript is spliced from 24 exons. The record is from RefSeq and is a predicted model, not a curated record. Lineage: Eukaryota; Viridiplantae; Streptophyta; Magnoliopsida; Lamiales; Lamiaceae.
AUGAGUGGGGAUGGUACGAACACAGCCAUCGCCACGUAUAUUCCUGCGUUUAUGUGCACCAUAUCUUUCCACUUAUCUUUUCCCACACAUAACUCCAGCUUGUUUCUCCUUCUUCAACUACUUCUUUGCAUGCUGCUUCACAAAGUCUUUACUCUGGGGGAAUUGGUAGCUGUGUUAGGUUAUAAUUUCAUAGUUGGAAAUGGAGAGGAGAUCGGUAGAUGUGUUUCAGCCUUCUGUGCGCCGUAGUGACGUUACUAGGACUCAAGGAAGUGGUUUUCAGGUGAUUCCAAUGGUAGGGGAGCCCUCUGUGCAUCGGACUCAAGAUAAAUGGAUGGCAUUUCAGCCCCAGCCUACAAAUUCUGAAGGAGAAAAUGACAAGGAAGCAAAAAUCAUAGCUGAAAGAACUGCCGAGUGGGGACUUAUGGUUAAGACAGGUGUGGGUGAAGGUAGCUUUCAUGCCAUCCCUAUUGGUUCCAGAGAAGGAGACAGGGUUAGGAACUCAUCCGAGAGAGCUAUUGGAUCAGCACGGUCAUCCGGGGACUCUGUGUUUGGGUCUGAACAUCCGAGGGUGUCUCAGGAUCUCAAGGAUGCUUUGGCUACCCUGCAACAGACAUUUGUUGUCUCUGAUGCAACAAAGCCGGAUUGCCCGAUUGUGUAUGCUAGCAGUGGAUUCUUCACAAUGACUGGCUACUCUUCAAAGGAGGUUAUUGGAAAGAAUUGCCGCUUCCUGCAGGGCCCGGCUACGGACAAGGAUGAGGUGUCCAAGAUAAGGGAUGCAACUAGAAAUGGAUCAAACUAUUGUGGGAGGCUUUUGAACUACAAAAAAGAUGGCACUCCCUUCUGGAAUCUGUUGACAGUCACUCCAAUCAAAGAUGAUAAAGGAAAAACCAUCAAGUUCAUUGGAAUGCAGGUCGAGGUCAGCAAGUACACAGAAGGAGUGAAUGAUAAAUCACUACGUCCAAAUGGAUUACCAAAGUCAUUAAUUCGUUAUGAUGUUCGUCAAAAGGAAGAGGCUUUAGGUUCCAUCACAGAAGUUGUACAAACCGUGAAGGAUCCAAAGUCGCAAAUAGCGUCAAAUCUGGAUUACAUGCUUCCUGUAAUAGCUGAAAGUGACACCAAAAGCACCCCAGGGAGACGUACCCCUGAACUGGGUGGAAAGAGCAGCUUGACUCGUUCUGGUUCUCAUCAGGAGACAAACAAGUCCAGAAAGUCCACACGCAUUUCCUUGCUGGGUAACAAAGGGAGGACUUCAAGUACUGCAGCAAUGAUUGGAAAUCAGCCAGAUAUUGAGCCAGAGAUCCUAAUGGUUAACGAUCUUGAACGUACACAGAGUUGGGGACGAACUGACAGAGAGAGAGAUAUACGUCAGGGCUUUGACUUGGCAACAACUUUAGAACGCAUUGAGAAGAAUUUUGUGAUAACAGAUCCUAGACUUCCUGAUAAUCCUAUCAUAUUUGCAUCAGACAGCUUUCUCGAGCUAACAGAGUUCACCCGUGAAGAAAUUUUGGGGAGGAAUUGCAGGUUUCUUCAGGGACCAGAAACCGACCAAGUUACUGUGCAAAAGAUAAGGGAUGCCAUCAAGGAACAAAGAGAAAUUACUGUCCAGUUGAUUAAUUACACAAAGAGUGGAAAGAAAUUCUGGAACUUGUUUCACUUGCAGCCUAUGAAAGAUCAGAAGGGUGAACUACAAUACUUUAUUGGUGUGCAACUAGAUGGCAGCGAUCAUAUGGAACCUCUGAGGAACCGCCUCUCUGAGAGAACAGAACAACAGAGUGCUAUAUUGGUUAAAGCUACGGCAGAAAAUGUUGAUGAAGCUGUUCGGGAGCUUCCUGAUGCCAACUCGACACCAGAGGACCUGUGGGCUUUACAUUCUCAACCAGUACGGGCUAAACCCCACAGAAGGGAUAGUCUUGCGUGGACAGCAAUAAUAAAGGUUACUGAAAAUGGUGAAAAGAUUGGAUUAAAUCAUUUCAAGCCCAUACGUCCGCUGGGUUGUGGAGAUACUGGCAGUGUUCAUUUGGUGGAACUGAUUGGUACUGGUCAACUGUUUGCCAUGAAAGCUAUGGAUAAAUCCAUGAUGCUAAAUCGUAACAAGGUUCACCGUGCAUGCAUUGAAAGAGAAAUUAUCUCACUCCUGGAUCAUCCAUUUCUUCCCACGCUGUACUGCUCUUUUCAGACCCCUACGCAUGUCUGCUUGAUAACAGAUUUUUGUCCUGGAGGAGAGUUAUUUGUAUUGCUUGACAAACAGCCAUUGAAAAUGUUUAGAGAGGAUUCAGCCAGGUUUUAUGCAGCUGAAGUCCUCAUUGGUUUGGAAUAUCUUCAUUGUCUAGGAAUUAUCUACCGGGACUUGAAACCAGAAAAUAUUCUUCUUCAAAAGGAUGGGCAUAUUGUGUUAGCUGACUUUGAUCUGUCACUAAAAACACCUUCUAGACCUCAAGUUAUUAAGCCUCCUCUACUAAAGAAACGGAGAAAAUGGAGUCAGCCACCUCCUAUUUUUUUCGCAGAACCAAACACACAGUCAAAUUCUUUUGUCGGAACUGAAGAAUACAUUGCACCGGAAAUCAUUACUGGUGAAGGUCAUAGUAGUGCCAUCGAUUGGUGGGCUCUUGGUAUAUUGGUGUAUGAAAUGCUUUAUGGGCGUACGCCGUUUAGGGGGAAGAACAGGCAGAAAACCUUCGCCAAUGUCCUGCACAAGGAUCUCACCUUCCCAAGUAGCAUUCAGGUUACUCUUCCAGCAAGGCAAUUGGUUCAUGCAUUAUUGAAUCGAGAUCCAUCAAGUCGUCUAGGAUCAAAUGGCGGUGCAAAUGAGAUCAAGGAACACCCUUUCUUCAAAGGAAUAAAUUGGCCUCUCAUCCGUUGCACGAUCCCCCCGCCGCUUGAUGCACCUCUUGAGCUAAUCGUGAAAGAAGAUGCAAAAGAUGUAAACUGGACAGACGAGGGAGUUCUCGUGCAUCCUAUGGAAAUGUUCUAGAGGCAGUAUAGUACCAUGAUGAGAUCUAUUUCGUCUAGAGAGGGAGACGGACAGAUGUAGCAUGUUGUACAGGAAAAACACAAGAGAAUAAGACUGCAGUGGAUUCAACCCCUUUCAAAUCAAGCAAAUAGAUGGUUUCAGUUAAUAUAGUCAUUCCAUCAGUUGUCACUGUGUUUUGAUUGUUUGUAUCUAGUGAGUGCACUCUUACCAUCCACUUCUACCUCUGAACAAAGGUUUGUUUUGUAUAAUGAUUAUGCAACUCUUGUAACUAUCUGUAUAUAUUUUACAGUACCUCAAGAAUAACUCCGUUUUGUGUGAUGAUUA